AUGCCCUCCCCACCACCCACGCCCGAAGAAGCCCAGCGCCGCCAAACCGAAGCGCGCGCAGCCGUCACCGCAUCCCUCGCCAGCGUCGGCGCAUCCGUCGACAACGAGAUGCGCACGCGCACCGCCGACCUGCACGCCAACUCUGCGGCAAUCGCAAAGCAGGAAAAGGAGCUAGCGAAGCAGACGGCGGCGCUGGCGAAACAGACUGCCGAGUGGGAUAAACUGCUUCAGGGCGGCACGAAGAAGUUGAAUGAGGUGGGGGAUAUUCAGAACUGGGCGGAGAUGAUUGAGAGGGAUUUGCUGGUGUUGGAGGAGACGGUUAGGUUGGUGGAUGGGAAGGGGAGGGAGAGGGAGGAGUCGGCGAGUGGGACGGGGGGUUGGUAG
Messenger RNA from Alternaria viburni, 384 nucleotides. RefSeq lists its product as uncharacterized. Gene Ontology annotation, cellular component: BLOC-1 complex. The record is from RefSeq and is a predicted model, not a curated record. NCBI's taxonomy places the organism in Eukaryota, Fungi, Ascomycota, Dothideomycetes, Pleosporales, Pleosporaceae. The coding region runs from base 1 to 384 and encodes 127 amino acids. Gene Ontology annotation, biological process: endosomal transport. The transcript has a single exon.